Rhipicephalus sanguineus (brown dog tick) is the source of this 2273-nucleotide messenger RNA. Its product is annotated as minor histocompatibility antigen H13-like. Gene Ontology annotation, biological process: membrane protein proteolysis. The record is from RefSeq and is a predicted model, not a curated record. Lineage: Eukaryota; Metazoa; Arthropoda; Arachnida; Ixodida; Ixodidae. Gene Ontology annotation, molecular function: aspartic endopeptidase activity, intramembrane cleaving. Gene Ontology annotation, cellular component: membrane; lumenal side of endoplasmic reticulum membrane; cytoplasmic side of endoplasmic reticulum membrane.
CUGGUCGCGCUGGUGGCGGCCUCUCUAGCUCAGACAUGGCGGGCCCAGCGGACGACGUGAUAGCUCAGAUCAACGAGUCGCUUAAAGACGCCGUCAAAAAUGAAACCAAGUUCCAGCCGACCCCCGCUGGCCAGGCAGUCGCCUACACCAGCAUCAUGCUUAUGGCUUUCUUCCCCAUCGUUCUGGGCGCCUUCAAAUCCGUCACACACCAACGGAAACAAAAGGAGUCGGGCGAAAAGCCUGAAACUAUGACGAGAAAGGAUGCUGCCAUGUUUCCAGUCAUAGCCAGCGGAGCGCUGUUUGGCUUGUACAUUUUCUUCAAGCUCUUCUCAAAAGAAUACAUCAACCUCCUCCUCACGGGAUACUUCUUUUUACUCGGAGUAUUAGCAAUGGCUCACAUAUUGAGCCCAGCGUUCAGCCGCGUCCUGCGAAGUUUGCUGCCCAGCCACUUUUAUCGCUGGGAAUAUAGGAUCUCCUUCCAGCGAUGGUCGACUACGCAGACUGAUGAGUGCGAAGAGUACUUUGACUACCGCUUCAGCUAUGAUGACGUAGCCUGCUGGAUCUUCUGCUGCCUGUUCGGAGUCUGGUAUCUCUGGAAAAAGCACUGGGUGGCCAACAACCUCUUCGGGCUGGCCUUCGCUGUCAACGGCGUCGAGCUGCUGCACAUCAACACGGUGGCCACGGGCUGCAUCCUGCUCGGUGGCCUCUUCGUCUACGACAUCUUCUGGGUCUUUGGCACCGACGUCAUGGUGACCGUCGCCAAGUCUUUCGAAGCGCCCAUCAAACUGGUGUUCCCCCAGGAUUUCCUGGAGAGUGGCUUUGCGGGCAAGCACUUUGCCAUGCUCGGCCUGGGAGACAUUGUCAUUCCUGGCAUCUUCAUUGCCCUUCUGUUGCGAUUCGACUUCAGCCUAAACAGGCAAAGGAAUCUCUACUUCGUGAGCAGCUUUGUUGCUUACGUGCUCGGCCUGGCACUCACCAUCUUCAUCAUGGUCUAUUUCAACCAUGCACAGCCAGCACUCCUGUACCUGGUACCAGCAUGCAUUGGUGUUCCGCUGACAGUUGCAGCCAUUAUGGGGGAUAUAACGGCCAUGUUCAAGUAUGAAGACCACCCAGCUGACGAAAAGGCAUCGGGCACUGACGACCAGCGGGAGCGAGAGGCAGACGGCGACAGUGACCAGAAAACACCUAAGGCUUCACCAGCGUCUGCAAAAAAGAAUUCUAGGAAAGAAAAGUGAAGCACAUCAUCGGAACUAGGAUGAUGCCGCUACGGAGGAACGAUUUGGGGGCCGUUUUAAAUUGAGGACGCUGUUUUCAAGGUUCGGAGCAUUGCCGAAGGUGCGGACACCGCAAGACGUUGUGACGUUUGAAACUACGAAGGAAAAGUAAUUGUGACUAAGCUUUCUCCGCCAGUUGCAUUGGGAAUAUUUGAGGGAUUCAGUUUGUGCUACCUGACUUGUUUCCAGUGAAACUACGAAGCAUGCUGUUACGCCGACGCGAUGCCACGUGCGGCUAAGAGUCCCGGCUCGUGGCAGUUUUGCAGAUUCGUUGGUUAGGGAACCAACUUCCUGUGAUGCCGAAACAGCCCUUAUGUAGGGUUUCGUUUCAGCUGAAAAAGUCUUGAGCGUUUGCCGAGAUAAUUUGGAAACCUCUGUGGCAGUCUUUGCCUUUGUUGUAUUCUUAUUUACCAUUUUGUUUUGAAAUUGUGAAAGAGUUCUACGUGUUUGUAAGGCCCGGUUUCUCGACAACUGUUCAUGUGUUUCGUUGUUUAUCGUUGCAUCGACGAAGCAGCUGAGCAACUCAUAAACCGAGCCAUGUCCAGAGUUGAGAGACAAGUCAUGAGGCCUGAACAUCACAGAAGGUGCAUUUGGCUCAUAAUGUAAUUUAUUGAGACAGUGAGUCUACGUGACAAUAAAUUCGAUAACCAAUUUGGCUUGUGUAGGUGUUCGUAAAAACAUUCAUUUCAUAAACAUCUGUGUCUCAUCAAAACGAGAGUAUUACUAAAAGUUCCACCAUCACAAUGUAAAUUUUUUUUCUAUUGGUGUUAGUACAUCGUCUCCACCAUUCACAGCUAAAAUUGAAGUUUUUCCUUGCGGAGCAGAAUAUUUUUGUACCUCAGUCCAGAGUCCAAGUGAAAUGAGUGGUUGGAAUAAUUCACGAGCAUUGUUGUUUUAUCACUUGAUUUUGUAAUAAAAAAGAGGGGGUGAUGGUACCAUUUGUCUGGUUUGGUUGUGCGCUUUCCAGCCAAAGAGAAUAAAAGAUGUUUUCACACCUGU